Rubroshorea leprosula is the source of this 1011-nucleotide messenger RNA. The record is from the annotation of a GenBank genome assembly. Lineage: Eukaryota; Viridiplantae; Streptophyta; Magnoliopsida; Malvales; Dipterocarpaceae.
AGUAGCAGGCCAUACGAAGCUCAAUUUCAGAAUGCGCUUCCGCUCUUUUCUUCUUCCUCAAAUCUGAGAUUCCCGCACUCCGAAAUCCCAAAUUCCAAAUAUCUUCUCUAGGGUUUUACAACUCCUGCUCUUCUUGCUCGUCAAGUACUUGUUCAUCAUGAGUUUGGACAGAAGGCAAAGCCCUGUGCGUGCCAAACGGUUUCGUAGUGAUGAACGCAUAUCUUACCGUGAUGCACCUUACUUGAGGGAUCGCCAAACUUACCGGCAAGAUUACUUAUGCAACAAGUGUAAGCGACCUGGACAUUUUGCAAGGGAUUGUCCAAAUGUUACUGUAUGCAACAAUUGUGGGCUUCCGGGCCACAUUGCUGCUGAAUGCAACUCAACCACCAUGUGUUGGAACUGUAAGGAGGCUGGACAUCUUGCAAGCCAAUGCCCCAAUGAGCCAGUUUGCCAUACGUGUGGAAAGAUGGGUCACCUAGCUCGUGACUGCCUGGGCACGGGAUUUCCAUCUCAUGAUGCUAGGCUCUGCAACAAUUGCUAUAAGCCAGGCCACGUUGCUGCUAAAUGCACCAACGAGAAAGCAUGCAACAACUGUCGUAAAACUGGCCACCUUGCUCGCGACUGCACAAAUGAUCCUGUCUGCAACAUCUGCAACAUAUCUGGCCACUUGGCUCGACAAUGUCCAAAGUCAGGCCUUUUGUCAGACACCGGAGGUGGAUCUUUCCGGGACAUCGUUUGCCGCAACUGUGGUCAGCCAGGCCACAUCAGCCGUGAAUGUGUGUCCAUUAUCACAUGCAACAACUGUGGUGGGAGAGGCCACCUAGCUUUCGAGUGCCCUUCUGCUAGGAUGUACGACCGUGGACCACGUAGGUAUUGAUUAGUAACCAGCUAAUGGGUAAGGGAUAUGAUUUACUAUUCAUAAUUCAUUCAUGGAAUUACCAACUUUUAGGCAUGUAGAUGAUAAUUUUGUUAUGAAUUGAUUGAAUUCUAUAUUAAAUCAACAAGUCAAUU